CUAGUCAAAGUCAUCAGAUCCUUUUUCCACUUUCUAUACACCGAACGUUAUAAAUUCAAGUUAACUUUUAGUACAGCAUCAUGGCCUUCCGCGUCGCCACUCUCUGCUGCUUCCUCUUGCUCGUUGCGCUGGCAACGAGUGCCAAGAUUCCGCCUAAGAAGGAGCAUCACCAGCGGCCCUCUAGCGUUGAGGAGAGCAACGAAUCGUCCAGCAGCGAAAAAGAUUCGAGCGAAGAAGUUGUACCACCAAUCAUCCCGGAGACAACCACAACAACAGAAGCCCCGACGACCACCGAAGAGAUUACCACCACUACCACCACUGCUGCCCCGACCACUGAAGAGAUUACUACCCCAGCUCCCGCUCCAGUGGAUCCUCUGACGAGUUACUGCAAAUCUUUGGCGAACGGCAAUUACCUCAAUCCGUAUGAUUGCAAGACUUUCAUCAACUGUUUCAACGAAAUCGCUUACAUUAUGAACUGUCCGACCACCACGAUUUUCGACAUUAAAUUGAACUGGUGCGAUUUCACCCGCAAUUUGCCGGGCUGCAACUAAAGAAAUCCGAAUGUUAAUUUAAAAACGACUAGAUUAAUUUUUGUUUUUAAAUUCCCACAACAAAAUAAUUCUUAUUAAUAUCUAAACUUUGUUGUUCACACUUCACAGUCAAAAGUAAAAUUUUCAAUAUUGUUA
Molecule: messenger RNA, 686 nt
Organism: Daphnia pulex (common water flea)
Lineage: Eukaryota; Metazoa; Arthropoda; Branchiopoda; Diplostraca; Daphniidae
Product: endochitinase-like
Exons: 3
Coding region: 81-551 (156 amino acids)
Cellular component (GO): extracellular region
Molecular function (GO): chitin binding
Source: RefSeq, a predicted model, not a curated record